Molecule: messenger RNA, 2145 nt
Organism: Amyelois transitella
Lineage: Eukaryota; Metazoa; Arthropoda; Insecta; Lepidoptera; Pyralidae
Product: NADH-ubiquinone oxidoreductase 75 kDa subunit, mitochondrial-like
Exons: 1
Coding region: 1-2145 (714 amino acids)
Biological process (GO): ATP synthesis coupled electron transport
Cellular component (GO): membrane
Molecular function (GO): iron-sulfur cluster binding; NADH dehydrogenase (ubiquinone) activity
Source: RefSeq, a predicted model, not a curated record
AUGUUUAGAGUUUUAAAUAAAAUUUUGAAUUCCACUAACGCGAUACGGUAUGCCCAAAAAAGAUAUCAGUCGGGAUCGGGAAAUGUUGAUGUUUUUAUCAACGGCAAGCCUGUCUCCGUGCCCAGCUAUUUUACCAUCAUGCAAGCCGUACGGCACGAGAAAGUAUUGAUACCCUCCUUUUGCUACCACGAAAGACUGUCUAUCAGCGGGAACUGCAGAAUGUGUCUCGUCGAAGUCGAGGGCAUGUGGAAACCACAAAUUGCAUGCGGUGUGCCAAUAGCCAAAGGCAUGAAAAUAUGGACCAAUUCAGAAAUGUGCAUGAAGGCACAGGAGUCUGUUUUAGAAUUUCUUUUGAUUAACCACCCUUUAGACUGUCCUAUAUGUGAUCAAGGAGGGGAAUGUGACCUUCAGGACUUAACUAUGAAAUUUGGAAAUGAUCGGUCGAGAUUCACUGAUGUGCAUUUUGAAGGAAAAAGAGCUGUGGAAGAUAAAAAUUUAGGUCCGUUGAUACGAGCUGAAAUGACUCGCUGUAUACAUUGUACUAGGUGCAUAAGAUUUGGUUCCCAAGUUUGUGGCUUGGACAUAUUGGGCACUUCUGGCCGUGGUGUUGAUAUGCUCGUUGGUACUUACGUAGACAAAAUGUUCCUUUCGGAACUUUCAGGGAACAUCAUCGAUCUGUGUCCAGUUGGGUCUUUAACAGCUAUACCGUACAUGUUUAAAGCUCGUCCUUGGGAAGUAACUAGGACUAAUUCUAUUGAUGUUACUGAUGCGACAGGAACAAAUAUUGUAUUGAAUACUCGUUAUAACAGAUUACUACGGGUUUUGCCACGAGAACACGAUGAAAUUAAUCAAGAAUGGCUUUCCGAUAAAGGUAGAUGGGCUAUAGAUUCGCUUGAAAUUCAAAGAUUAGUUAGCCCAAUGGUAAAAUACAAAGGUUGUCUAUGUGGAACAGAUUGGCAUAAUGCACUAAAAGCAGCCGCAUGUUUGAUUUGUUCAGUUUGUCCACAUGAAAUAAUGGCGGUGGUUGGGCCUCACACCAAUGUGGAAACCGCGGUAGUCGCUAAAGAUUAUCUGAACAUGUUAUGUUCUGAGCAUACUUACACAGAACGCGGUAUGUACUAUGGAUUAUCUGGACCAGAUAUCAGAGCUGGCUAUUCACUAAACAUAAAUAUGAGAGAUAUCGCAUUAGCAGAUAAAAUAUUGCUGAUUGGUACUAACCCACGGUUUGAAGCUCCCGUUCUUAAUGCUAGAAUUCGCCAAGCGUAUAUGUUCAAUGAAUGUGACAUUUACGUUAUUGGGCCAAAGUGUGAAUAUAAUUACUAUGUUAAUUAUUUGGGAGACGAUAUUGGUGCAAUAUCAAAGGCGGCAACAAUAAUUCAAAGCGCUAAGCGACCACUAGUAUUUGUAGGUAUUUCUCAACUUGAAACCGAACAUGCCUCAAAAAUUAUGGGUGACUUAUAUAAAAUAGCGAAAAAACCGGCUGAUCUUAAAGACGUUGACUGGAAUGUAGUUAAUUUUUUGACAAGAGAGGCAAGUUUUGCGGGUGCUCUUGAGGCUGGUUGGAAACCGGGUGCUUUGGGAGCAAUUGCAGCGUGUCCACCGAAAGUAUUGAUAUCCUUGGGAGCAGAUGAAAUAUUCUACAAAUGGACCCCACCUCAAGACUGUUCUGUAAUCUAUAUAGGGUUUCAGGGAGACCGUGGCGCUCAGAAUGCGUCUAUUGUUCUUCCUGGUAGUGCCUACUCUGAGGCAGGCGGAGUGUAUUUGAACAUGGAAGGAAGAUCUCAGUUUGCUUACCCCGCCGUCACUCCACCUGGAGACGCACGCGUUGAUUGGAAGAUAAUUCGUGCUCUCGCAGAAUAUACAGGCCUCUGCAUUAAUUACGACGAUCAUUUUUCUUUGUGUCAAAGAUUGGCGCAAAUAAGUCCAAAUUUUGUAGAAAUUGGUCCAUAUCAGAAAAAAAUAUUUACAUCUCUACCAGCACAACUCGUAUACGAUAAAAAAGGUCAAGGUGGCAAGUUGGAUGUCGAUAUGAAAACUUUAAGUGAUUAUUAUUGUUCAGACGUUUUUACCUAUAAUUCUCCAACAAUGAUAAAAGCGCAAAAGGCCGCUAUUGACUUUGUUAAAUCGGCUUAUGCUGCCAUGUAA